Messenger RNA from Acinonyx jubatus (cheetah), 2248 nucleotides. RefSeq names its product butyrophilin subfamily 1 member A1-like. Gene Ontology annotation, biological process: T cell receptor signaling pathway; regulation of cytokine production. The record is from RefSeq and is a predicted model, not a curated record. NCBI's taxonomy places the organism in Eukaryota, Metazoa, Chordata, Mammalia, Carnivora, Felidae. Bases 339 to 1958 code for a protein of 539 amino acids. The transcript is spliced from 10 exons. Gene Ontology annotation, molecular function: signaling receptor binding. Gene Ontology annotation, cellular component: external side of plasma membrane.
UUUUGAGUGUGUCAGUAUCGUCAAAGAGAAGUAUACUGCUGAGAGAUUCCUAUGUAGGGGCCGUCUUUCUUCCAGUUGUCUCAACCCCCUUAAAAAACCACCCCAGGCUUCCUCCUAGACCCCAUGUUUUGCAAAGUCUGAUAUCCUCUUGGCAUCUUGGAGAUACCUGUUGGCAGCCAAGAGCAGGUAACUGGAAGGAAUGGAUGAGAGUAUUUAUCCAUGGUGCCUGUGGCCUGAGUCUGAGAAGUUUCAGAAUGUCUUCACUUCUGUAAGAAGAAUGUAAAAGAUCUAUUUUCAGGACCUUACUCUGUGUCAUACUGUUGUCUGCUCUGGGAAAGAUGGUGGGUUUCCUGGACUUCUCUCUGCUAAGAGACUUCUUCUCUCUCCUACUUCUCCAGGUGUCCAUGUGGGGCUCAGAUUCAUUCUUGGUUAUCAGCCCCUCAGAGCCAAUUGUAGCCAUGCUGGGCAUGGACACAGUGCUGCCCUGUCACGUGUCCCCGGCCAUGAGUGCAGAGAAUAUGGAGCUGCGGUGGUUCCGUUCUGAAUUCUCAGAGGCUGUGUAUGUAUAUCAGGAUGGAAUGGAGCAGGUGGGAGAACAGCUGGUAGAUUUCAAAGGGAGAGCAGAGUUGGUGAAAGAUUACAUCACUGAGGGAAGAGUAUCUGUGAGAAUCUACAGUCUCCGGAUCUCAGACAGUGGAAUAUACAAGUGUUUUUUUAAAAAAGGCAGUGAAUUUCAAGAAGCCACUUUGGAGCUGAAGGUGAUCGGUCUGGGUUCUGGUCCUCAUGUUUUCAUGGUAGGUCCAGAAGGUACAGGAAUAAGACUGACAUGCACAGGCAAGAGGUGGUUUCCCCAGCCUGAGGUGCAAUGGAAAGAUGCAAUGGGAGAGAAGAUACCAUCUCUUUCUGAGGUUGAGACCCAGGAUGACGAUGGGUUAUUUCAAAUAGAGGCAUCCCUCAUUGUAAGAGACAGUUCAAAGAGAGAAGUGUCCUGCUCCAUGAAGAACCCCUUCUUUGGACAAGAGCAGGUGGAAACCAUUUCUAUCCCAGAAUCCUUCUUCCCUAGGACCUCCCCUUGGAUGACGGCAUUUGCUGUGACUUUUAUCAUACUUGGGAUAUUCCUGGGUGCUGUUGUGUUUUUGGCCUGGAAAGAACGACAGGAGAAGAAGAGAGCACAGGAAGCCCAGACAGAAAAAGAGAAAGAAAGUAAAGACAAAGAAUCACUUGAGAAAGAGCUUGGGAGAAGAAAGCAAUUAUAUCAACAAGACUGGAGAAAAGCAAAGUUAUAUGCUGACUGGAGAAAAGAACAGUUUGAAACAGUUGCUGUUACUCUGGAUCCAGACACAGCUCAUCACAACCUCAUCCUAUCUGAGAAUAGAAAACAAGUUUCUUUAAUGGGAAAUGCUCCUCAGAAUUGUGAUGCUUCAGUACGCCAAGGACAAGGGGAAUCUGAAACCAUCUUCAGUGUUCUGGGCCAGAAUUGCUUUACCACAGGGAGACAUUACUGGGAGAUAGAAGUCAAUAUAGGCACAGAAGUUGGACUUGAACCUAGAUGGGCUGUGGGUGUUUGCUCAGAUACAGCAGAGAGAGAUGAGUGGUUUGUAGAAAGUCCAGAGAAGAAUUUCUGGGUGAUUGCAUAUAACAAAGGAGUUCUCUUCACCCACCUAGAGUUUCUGUCACUGAGACAGCAUCCUCAAAGGAUAGGAGUUUUCCUGGACUUGGAGGAUAAGGAUGUGUCCUUUUACAACAUGGUUGAUGGAUCCCACAUCUAUUCCUUUACUGGAAUCACCUUCUAUGGGACCCUCCGUCCUUAUUUAAGCCUUCAGGGUGCUGGCACAUAUGUGACCAUCUGCUCAGCUUCAGAUGACACUGAAAAUUACCCUGAGUCUUCUCCAAAGAAUCAUUUAAAGAGUCGUGAUAUGGGUGUUGCCCAAGAAGCUAAUCCUCUAUUACCUUCAUAAGAGGUGAAAUGUCAGCACUUCUGCUGUCUCUGCUCAGGCUUCUUAUAAGUAUAUUCUCAAAGAAAGCUGCCCUGGGCGCCUGGGUGGCUCAGCCAGUUAAGUAUCUGACUUCGGCUCAGGUCAUGAUCUCACAGUUCUUGAGUUCAAGCCCCACGCUGGGCUCUAUGCAGACAGCUCAGAGCCUGGAGCCUGUUUCAGAUUCUGUGUCUCCCUCUCUCUCUCUGCCCUUCCCCCACUUGCACACUGUUCUCUCUCUCAAAAAUAAAUAAACAUUAAAAGAAAAAAAAAAA